AUGACUCCGACGCCUGUCUUAAGCCAAACCAGCACUGGAUCCGCUAAUGUGGUGAACAAAGUCGUGGCCAAUGGGUUCUGGUGUCGGGAGCGGCCACCCCUGUCCCUACUGUGGUACAGCCAGUGCAUGGACUCACCGAUCGUGGGCUUCGAGAGACUGAAGUUGUCGUCGCAGCCCAAAGAGGAACCACUGCUUCGUGAGAACCCCUCGCGGUUUGUGGUCUUUCCCAUUGAAUACCCGGACAUUUGGCAGAUGUAUAAGAGAGCGGAGGCCUCCUUCUGGACCGUCGAGGAAGUGGAUUUGGGACGCGAUCUCAAGGACUGGAACCGCCUGAACAGCAAAGAGAAGCACUUCAUAUCACAUGUGUUGGCCUUCUUUGCCGCCAGCGAUGGCAUUGUCAACGAGAAUCUGGCCGAGCGGUUCAUACGUGAGGUACAGGUGACGGAAGCCCGUUGUUUCUACGGCUUCCAGAUCGCCAUCGAGAACGUCCACUCAGAGAUGUAUUCACUGCUCAUCAACACGUAUGUCACCGAUCGAGUGGAACGUGAAUUCCUAUUCAAUGCCAUCGAAACGCUUCCGUGCGUUAAGAAAAAGGCCGAGUGGGCGAUGGCGUGGACCUCCUCAGCGUCGGCCACGUUUGCCGAGCGAUUGGUGGCGUUCGCGGCCGUGGAGGGCAUCUUCUUCAGCGGUUCCUUUGCCUCCAUAUUCUGGCUCAAGAAGAGGGGUCUGAUGCCUGGCCUCACGUUCAGCAAUGAGCUGAUCAGUCGCGAUGAGGGCCUCCACUGCGACUUCGCGUGCCUACUGUUCCGCCAUAUCAUCAAU
Molecule: messenger RNA, 822 nt
Organism: Oppiella nova
Lineage: Eukaryota; Metazoa; Arthropoda; Arachnida; Sarcoptiformes; Oppiidae
Source: the annotation of a GenBank genome assembly